CAAAUUCGUUCACACAUGAUGCAGAGAAAUGCGGUUGAAGAAUGCAAAUUUAUGCAGGAUGCGGCAGCAAUGCUGUGCAUUCCUAUUGAAAACGAGCCAUCCUUACAGUGAGGGGUAAUCGGAGGUGAAACUUUCGAUCUUGAGUGUAUCGCGAUCUUUACUGAUUUUCUCGUUCAUAAGAAGUAAAAUGCCCAGCUAUCCUGUAGGAAAAGCUUCGGCUAGGACCCCAUUUCUGCUGGCAUUUGUUGUUUUCACAUCAUGACGCCUUCUAAGAUAGUUUUCAAAGGCAGUGGUCAUGGAGACAAAGCUCAUCAACUUGUCAGCUCCUACUUCAUUGGUCCUCAUGCUGAAAAUCUUCACGAUUUGAAACAGAAUAUCGACUCCAUCCUCAAUCAGCUCCGAGAUGCAAGACUUAAUUAUCACCCAGAUGAUCCGGUGUUCAUCACCGAGUCUGUCAGAAAUUCGCCAACAUUUCGAGCAGCCAAAGAAAGAGUUGAGAAAGCUGUCACCACUGCUGCCAAUCUUUUGGGCAAACACUCUCUUCCUUUCUGGUCUGCUAGAUACCAGGCACAUAUGUGUAUGGAUCUUAGCAUGCCUGCACUUCUAGGAUACUUCAUGACAAUGAUCUAUAACCGAUAUAAUCUCAGACGACAAGUUACUCCACCAAAGUCCAUUUCCGUCUUUGGACCUGAGUAGUCGCUGCUUUGACCUGAGUUGAGCCCUAAGUCCUGAGCACGCUAAUAAGUCAGCUGGAUUAUACUUAACGGGGUCCUCUUUUAGCCGCCUUCGCGAAUCGGCUACAAUUUCCAUGCUGUCUAUAUAUUGAUGUGGUAAAUCUUGUUGCUGGUAAAUAGCCACCUCUUUACACCUAUUAAGAUACCGUGACGGUGUCCAUUAUCGCUCCCCUAUCACACUUAUCAGGGUUUAUCCUUAACGGAGCCGAUUAGGAUUCCCUUUAGUCGAGUCGCACGUAACUUGGUAAGGUUAUUCAGUCGGGAGUACAGCACAGCCUGUUUUUAUGGGUUGAUUUGGCAC
Messenger RNA from Mollisia scopiformis, 1035 nucleotides. RefSeq lists its product as uncharacterized. Bases 259 to 696 code for a protein of 145 amino acids. The transcript is spliced from 2 exons. The record is from RefSeq and is a predicted model, not a curated record. NCBI's taxonomy places the organism in Eukaryota, Fungi, Ascomycota, Leotiomycetes, Helotiales, Mollisiaceae.